AUGUUGCAUCCAGUUAAUUCUAUUCGUCAAGAUCAUCCAUUAUGUUCAAAUGGAAAUAAUCAAAUUGAAACUAAAGACAGAAAAUUCCAUUUAGUUAUGCAACCAGAUGGUAAUCUUGUUAUUUAUUCAGGCCCACACUAUCCAGCAAAUUCAUUAUGGGCUAGUAACACUGAUGGUAAAGGCCAUGGUCCAUAUAGAUUAAUUAUGCAAGGCGAUGGUAAUCUUUGUAUUUAUGAUUCUCACUCAGUCUGUACUUGGUCAUCUGGUACCCAUGGUCAAGGUAUCAAAGGUAACUACUCUGCUAAAUUUAGAAAAGGUCAAUUACUCGUUUUAGAUACAGCCAAACAAAUUAUGUGGACCUCAAAACCAUCAAACAAAUCAAAUCUUUUAUUAGGUUCAUCCGCUUGUGCACCAUCACCAGCCUUCCCACACCAUCAACCAGUUGUCCCACAACCAGUUAUUCCACAACCAGCUUACCCACACCACCAACAACCAGGUUUCCCAUCAGGUUAUCCAGGUAGUGCCUAUCAACCAGUUUCACCAUAUUCACAACCAGCUUACCCACAACCAGGUUAUCCAUCAUUUACUGCAACAAAAAAAUGGUAA
Dictyostelium purpureum is the source of this 606-nucleotide messenger RNA. RefSeq lists its product as uncharacterized. NCBI's taxonomy places the organism in Eukaryota, Evosea, Eumycetozoa, Dictyosteliales, Dictyosteliaceae. Bases 1 to 606 code for a protein of 201 amino acids. The record is from RefSeq and is a predicted model, not a curated record. The transcript is spliced from 2 exons.